This is a messenger RNA of Nicotiana attenuata, 1245 nucleotides long. RefSeq lists its product as uncharacterized. NCBI's taxonomy places the organism in Eukaryota, Viridiplantae, Streptophyta, Magnoliopsida, Solanales, Solanaceae. The transcript is spliced from 3 exons. The coding region runs from base 1 to 1245 and encodes 414 amino acids. The record is from RefSeq and is a predicted model, not a curated record.
AUGUAUAAAGAUAGGGGAUCCAAAUAUGCUGGAAAGUUGGGAGGGGAUGAACAAUAUCUGGACAGUUCAGAUCCAGGUAGUGAGGAUACAGAUAAUGAAGUAGAUGAAGAAGAUGGGGUGCAUAACCCUCAACCAAGAAGAUACAGCAGUAGGGUAUACUUUGAUCCUGCUUGUAAGAAAAUUUGUUUCCAGUUGGAAAUGGUGUUUGAAAAUGUGAAACAGUUCAAAUCUGCUUUGCAAGAUUAUGCUGUACAAAGAAGAGUUCAAAUUAAGUUGAGGCCUAAUGAGCAACAUAGAGUUAGGGCAACAUGUGUGAACUCAACAAGAUGUAGAUGGCAUAUUUUGGGAAGCUUGGAGGGACACACAGGGAAUUUCAUUGUCAAGAGCUACUAUCCUGUUCAUAAGUGUUUUAGAGCAACCAGAAACAAGAUGGCUAAUACAGCAUGGGUAGCUAAACAUUUCAAGGACAAGAUUAUCAACCAACUUGACAUUAAGCUUAGGCAGUUGCAGGAUUUGAUUAGGAUAAAGUAUGGUGUGUAUGUGGGAAAAUCCAUAUGUGCUAGGGCUAAACAUCAGGUCAUGGGUCAGUAUCUUGGUGAUUACAAGAAGGAGUUUGCUAGAAUAUAUGAUUAUGCUGACCAGUUGAGGUCUACAAAUCCUGGCAGCACUGUUAUUGUGAAGACCUCCAAGGAGACAAUACCUGGUAAGGAGGUGUUUGUGGGUAUCUAUAUUUGUCUACAUGCUUGCAAAGUUGGUUGGUUGGAAGGGUGUAGAAAUGUUAUUGGCUUUGAUGGAGCAUUUCUGAAGGGUGUGUGUAAGGGUGAGCUACUAUCAUGCAUUGCUAAAGAUGGUAACAACCAAAUGUACCCUGUUGCCUGGGCAGUGCUUACUGAAUCCCAAGGUGAGGGGGUGACCAUCAUUUCUGAUAUGCAGAAGGGACUUGUUGCAUCUGUUUCUGAGUUGUUACCAAAUGUUGAGCACAGAAUGUGUGCAAGACACAUAUGGAGCAACUGGAAACAAAAGUGGAAAGGAGAGGAAAGAAGGAAGAAGUUUUGGGCCUGUGCAAGGGCUUCAUUUGAAGCAUAUUUGAAGGCUAAGAUAGAUGAGCUGGCAGAAUUAGGUGAUAGUAAGAUCAUUGAGGAGUUGCUGAGAUACCCAAAACAAUGUUGGUGUAGAGCAUUAUUCAAAGAUUGGAGUAAAUAUGAUUCUGUGGAGAAAAACAUGUGUGAGACCUUUAACAGUUAG